This is a messenger RNA of Plasmodium vivax (malaria parasite P. vivax), 4182 nucleotides long. Its product is annotated as DEAD/DEAH box helicase, putative. Bases 1 to 4182 code for a protein of 1393 amino acids. Gene Ontology annotation, molecular function: RNA helicase activity; RNA binding; ATP binding. The record is from RefSeq and is a predicted model, not a curated record. Gene Ontology annotation, biological process: nuclear-transcribed mRNA catabolic process, 3'-5' exonucleolytic nonsense-mediated decay. The transcript has a single exon. Gene Ontology annotation, cellular component: Ski complex. Lineage: Eukaryota; Apicomplexa; Aconoidasida; Haemosporida; Plasmodiidae.
AUGGCGUACAUAUACUCCAACCUGUCGGACUUCUGGACCAGCGAUGAUGAAGACGACGAGGAGGUAGAUGGGACAGAGGAGGAUGCGCCAAGUGCGGCCAAUGCAGCCAAUGCGGUGAACGCGGCCAACGGGGUGAACGCCGCAGAAGGGGUGGAGGCGUACGACGCGGUGAAGAGGUCGGGCGACCCCCCAUUCGACGACCAGAACUACCAACUGAGCAGGUACGCCCUUGAAAACUACGACGAAGACCCCUUCGAAAAAAGAGAAGAUGUGGGGCCCAACGAUACGUACUACACAGGCAGCAGCCCCUUCACAAAUGUCAUGGAAAGUGGCCUCAACUUUAACAUAAAUGAAGUGAUGAACGGACUCACCAACAAUGUAGUAGACAAUUUCUCCAUCAAAAGUAUGAUAGAGAAAUAUGACAUUAGCAGUUUUAUGUAUAACGAUAAUUUGUUAAAAUAUUGUGAAACGGGGGUAGCCAUAAAUGACGAUUCGGCAUGCGGGGAGAAGCUGUCCCUGAAUGAGAACUUCCACUUCAGCUGCUUUGGCCCCGUGGAGUAUGUCAGUCCGCCCAAGUGUGGCGUGAGGGGGGGCGCCGACGGGGCCCCCGCGGAGGGAGACGCAGCCAAAGGCGCAGUGGAGGGCGCGGUGGAGGGCGCGGUGGAAGCCACGAUUGAAGCCACGAUUGAAGCCACUCCCCCAGGCGCCGCGCCCACCCAGCCGGAGGUACCCCUCACUGAGGAACCGCUAACUGGGGAACCCCUCGCUGAGCUACCCCCAACUGAGUUACCCCCAACUGGGGAGCCCCGCGCGGGCGACGAUAAAGCCAACGUGAAGUACAUCAGGAAGAAGUGGGUGAUAGAGGACAACCACUCGGACGUCUCGAACUUCAGCCAAAACGACCUGCUCCUAAGCUACGACUUCGAACUGGACGAUUUCCAAAAAAGGUCCAUAAAGCACCUGAACAAUUUCAAACACGUAUUUGUAGCGGCGCACACAUCAGCAGGAAAAACGUUAAUUGCAGAGCACGCCAUAGCGAUGUCAAUCAAAUUAAAUAAAAAGGCAAUAUACACCAGCCCCAUAAAGGCAUUAAGUAACCAGAAGUACCACGAAUUUAAAAAUCUUUUCAAAAGCGUAGGAAUCAUAACAGGAGAUAUCAAAAUGAAUGUCCAUGCAAACUGCAUCAUCAUGACGACAGAAAUUUUGAGAAAUCUACUCUACAUAAAUGAUAAUAUAAUUAAUAAUAUACACUGCGUUAUUUUUGAUGAGGUGCACUAUGUGAAUGAUAACGAUAGGGGAUUUAUAUGGGAAGAAUCCAUCAUCAUGUUGCCUCCCCAUGUUCAGAUCCUACUGCUGAGUGCUACGGUGCCGAAUUAUCUCGAGUUCGCAGACUGGGUAGGGUUUACGAAGAAGAAGGAGAUCAUUUCCAUCUCGACGAAGAAGAGACCCGUGCCGCUGCUGCACUACAUUUACGCCUACGACACGAUUUUUCAAAUCAUGGACGAGAAGAACAAAAUUUACUCCUCCGCUUUUAAGGAGAUAUACGUCAAGGUUAGGGAGAAGGAGCAGGGGGGUGCGCAUGGCGGCGGCGGGCAUGGCAGCGGUGGGCAUGCUGGUCAUGCUAAUCAUGGCGGGCAGGCCAAACACGCGCCAAGCGCGAAGAGGAACUCGCACGACGGGAAGAACAAGCAGCCAGGGGGGGGCGCCGGUGCUCCCAGUAACAACCAGCCAAUGGCGUACAACGAGUACUGCAAGCAGAAAAGGAGGCAAAAGCUCUUCGCAAACGAAGCGAACAUGAAAACGGAAAUACAAAAGCUCCAGGCACUUAUAAAAAAAUUAGAACAAGACAACAAACUCCCAGUGGUCCUUUUCUGCUUCUCAAGAAUAAAAUGCGAAACGUACGCUAAAAGUAUGCCCCAUUUAAAUUUCCUAGACAAUAAACACAAGUCCAAGGUGCACCUCUUCAUCAAAGAAUCGAUAGCAAAGUUAUGCACACAAGAUAGGGAGCUUAAUCAAAUUAAAAUUUUAACCAAGCUGCUGGAAAAAGGGAUCGGAAUACACCACAGUGGGUUACUCCCUAUAUUGAAAGAAAUCGUGGAAAUUCUUUUUUCCAAAGGGUUAAUUAAAAUUCUUUUUGCCACGGAAACGUUUGCUAUGGGAAUUAACAUGCCAGCCAAAUCUGUAGUUUUUACAUCCAUUUAUAAGCAUGACCAGCUGAAGAAGCGAAUUCUCACCUCGUCGGAGUACACGCAGAUGUCCGGCCGAGCGGGAAGAAGAUCCUCCGAUAAGUACGGCUACGUAUACAUCUACUGUGCAGAUAAAAUUCCAGACCAAGUGCAGCUGACCGAAAUGCUUAUGCAAAAGGCAGUCAGCCUGAAGAGCAAAUUUAAGGUCACCUAUAACAUGAUUUUAAAAUUGCUCAUCAAUAAACAAAUCAAUAUUGAGAAAAUGCUCUUUAGCUCAUUUUUGGAAAGCUGCAGGGCUGUUCAAAUUCCCCUCUUUAAGAAAGACUUGAAGAGAAAAAAAAAGUUAUUGCAAAAUAUAAAACAGGUGCAAUGCAUUUAUGCGAAUGAUGUUAAGUACGUCUCUCCAAUUGAGAGCUACGUACAAAUUGACUGCAAGCUGAAACAUAUCGGAUUGAGCUUACACAGAAAACUGUUCACCAUGAAGAGCAGCAACGCGUUUGUCAUCGGGAGAGUCAUGCUGCUCAACAAUAUUGGCACUCUGCAUAGCUCCAUCUACGGCGUCUACCUCGGGUGCGACAAGAGUAGCAGCAAGAAAAACGAAAAAGUGGACUUUGCUCAGAAUAGCAUUUUUUUUCAGAGCCACUCCGCGGCGGGGGAGGAGUCCAGUGAGAGGUUCUUCUUCCUGUUCAUCUUGCCCGAUUUUAUGACCUACGAGGAGUUGCUGCGCAAAAUGGGGGGGGACACCCCCAAUGGGGUGAAGCAGCCCGGGCAAGCGAACCGCUCCUCAGUGAAGCAGUCCCCACAAACGAACCCCUCCCCAGUGAAGCAGUCCCCACAAACGAACCCCUCCCCAGUGAAGCAGUCCCCACAAACGAACCCCUCCCCAGUGAAGCAGCCCGGACAAGCGAACCACCAAAACGUGAACAUGUUCGAAAAUUACAAAAACCUCUUUUCCAAGCAGAGCGCCCCCACGGGGGUUCAGAUCGUGCACCACAACUCAUUCGACACAGACAUGCAGAAGAAGCACUUCGUGGUCUGCUCCAAUGUACCCAUCGAGCACAUCUCCAUCAUAACCAACGCGGUUGUGGUGCUUCCAAAUGUAAAAACAACAGCCAUUUUGAAUAACCCCAAGAAUAUGCUGCUGUACAGUUUGGAACUGGACAGGCUGAUAGAGAAGGGGAAUUUCGAGCCGUUCGUUUUGACCAAAAUGCUCAAGUCCCUAAAGUGUGAAUUUUACUCUGUACUUAUAAACCAGGCAGAUUAUUUGGAGGCCCUAAAAAAGUCAAAAUGCUACUCAUGUAACAUGAGGGAAAAGCACUACGAACUUGUGUGCAAAAGGAAUAACUGCAUUAAUGAUAUUGAAAAUAUUGAGCGAAACAUCAAUGCCAAGUCCCUCAAUUUAUAUGAAGACUUGGAGGGAAGAUUGGACGUGCUCAGGCAUUUCUCCUUCAUUGAUGAUGAGCAUAAUUUAACGGUUAAGGGGAAAAUAGCUAGCUACAUCACCCUGACAGAUGAAAUUACCCUCACGCAGGUGAUCUUCGAAAACCUUUUGAAUAAUUUGAACCCCCCCGAAAUAGCUGCUGUUCUGUCCUGCUUUGUAGCACCGGAAAAAAAAAUUGAAGAAUCACCAGACCUUACUGUUAACCUGCAGGAUGUUAAAAUGGCCUUGACAAAUAUUCACAGCCAAUUUGAAGAAUUCUAUAAAAUUAUCCGCUUGAAAAUCAGCUCUGAGGAGCACUGGAAGUUGUGCAGCUUUAAAAUUAUGUUUAUUGCGUAUAAGUGGGCCCUGGGCGUCUCUUUUGCCGAGCUGCUGGAGCAGUCCGAGCUGGAGGAGGGGCUCAUUGUGCGGUCCAUUUUGCGCCUGGACGACCUCUGCAGGAAGGUAAAAAUCGCCUUUCUCUACCUCGGCAACGUCGACUUGGCGGAGCGCCUCGAGACUACCUGCACGCUCCUCCGCCGGGACAUCAUUUUCAUGACGUCGCUUUAUUUGCAGUGA